Molecule: messenger RNA, 643 nt
Organism: Cuscuta campestris
Lineage: Eukaryota; Viridiplantae; Streptophyta; Magnoliopsida; Solanales; Convolvulaceae
Source: the annotation of a GenBank genome assembly
CUCUCUCUAUCUCCAUCCCUAAUCGCCGUCGGAUCUUCAUCUCCCUGUUUCGCCGCCGUCUUCCGCCAUGGGCCGCCACGCCAGGAUUACAUUUCUGCAAGCCGAUGCAGCAUCGGCGUCUUAUCUCAGGUACCUGAAGCCCGGUGCGCUGGCUCGCCUUAGAGAUUCGCGGAUCAGCGCAAGGAACCACCGUGCAGUCGGUUCUCGUCUCCCGAUCUGUUCCGUUCACGAUUCUCCGGCUGCUCCGACUCACAUCGUUCCUGGCGACGGUUUUCCCUGUUCUCCGGUCCGGAUCCGCGGCCCGCGAUGUCCUCAGAGGAAGAAACUCGUUGCUGCCAAGGCUGCGUUCUUCUCAAUCCCCCUCCCGACUAGUCCGGUCUCGCAGCCGCAUGAAUCGGCCGUCGACUUGUUCAGCGCCGCCAACAGCGACAGCGCUCUGGUUGCGCAUUGAAAUGGUAUGUUUGAAAACAGGAAAUUAAUUACAGUAAAAUUAGGGCGCAAUUAAGUGUCGAAAUAAGCGUCAUUAGGUUUUCGAUUUCAGUCGGCAGAAUUAAAUCUGCCAUUGAUGCUUGUAAAUCGUUCUGGAAUUGUAUUAAUUGAACAAUUAAAGUGUUUUUACAUGUAAUAAAUGAUGAAUACAGUA